Fundulus heteroclitus (mummichog) is the source of this 1613-nucleotide messenger RNA. RefSeq names its product paternally-expressed gene 3 protein-like. The record is from RefSeq and is a predicted model, not a curated record. The coding region runs from base 259 to 1491 and encodes 410 amino acids. The transcript has a single exon. NCBI's taxonomy places the organism in Eukaryota, Metazoa, Chordata, Actinopteri, Cyprinodontiformes, Fundulidae.
GAUCCUCUGAGCUGUGGACUUGUUUCUGUUUAUUGGCCUCACCUGUUGAUCCCCUGAUUAGCACCUGUAUUUAAGUUCCUCUGUUUGUUUUUCCCGUUGUCGGGUCAUUCUGUGUUCACCCUCUGCGUCCUCCUGUGUUCUCCCCGUGCUGCCUGAGGUCUUGUAAGUUUAGUUUCAUUAAAAUAUUUUUGUUUAACCCCAUGCGCCUGCCUCUGCCUCGUUGCCGCCUAGGUCCUCGCCUCCACAAUCCUGACAGAAAUGACCCGACCAAGAGAGGGCCAGGCAACGGGGCUAAAAGGAAUCGGGCUGUGUAAUCAGCUCUGGAGACAGCCCCUUGUGCAGCUGCCUCCUAGCCGCUCCGGGGCUCCUCCUGUCUGCCACCGCUCUGGCCAGCCCGAUCCCUGGGACUCAAUCGGGAGGACGCUCUCCUCCCACCAUGAGCAGCUUCGGUCGCUUGGGGAAGCAGUUCAGACCACCCAGGAUCUGCUGCGAGGGCUGUCGGGCCGGAUCGGUCAGCUGACGGUUGCUGUCCUCGCCCGCCAGCAGAAUCGCCCUUCCGCGGCGCUGCCCAGCGCACCCGGACCGCCGCUGCCCAGCGCACCCGAGCCGUCCGAGGUCUCCAGCGCACCCGAGCCGUCCGAGGUCUCCAGCGCACCCGAGCCGUCCGAGGUCUCCAGCGCACCCGAGCCGUCCGAGGUCUCCAGCGCACCCGAGCCGUCCGAGGUCUCCAGCGCACCCGAGCCGUCCGAGGUCUCCAGCGCACCCGAGCCGUCCGAGGUCUCCAGCGCACCCGAGCCGUCCGAGGUCUCCAGCGCACCCGAGCCGUCCGAGGUCUCCAGCGCACCCGAGCCGUCCGAGGUCUCCAGCGCACCCGAGCCGUCCGAGGUCUCCAGCGCACCCGAGCCGUCCGAGGUCUCCAGCGCACCCGAGCCGUCCGAGGUCUCCAGCGCACCCGAGCCGUCCGAGGUCUCCAGCGCACCCGAGCCGUCCGAGGUCUCCAGCGCACCCGAGCCGUCCGAGGUCUCCAGCGCACCCGAACCGCCAUCCGAGGCCUCCACUGUACCUAAGCUUCCUGAUUUUCCCAGCGUUCUGGAGACCUGUGAUCUUUCCAGUGCUCACGGGUCCUGCCGCUGGUCUCUAGGGUUUCGGCGGCUGCCUGAGCUGCAGCUUUGUCUCCGUGGUCUCCUGCAGCGGCGCCCGCCACUGGCUCUGCUUUUCCGCCGCCGUUUCCGCCGCCGGGGUCGUCCACCUCGACGUCCACCUCUGGCUCUAAGGUCGAGCAAGUUAUUGGUGUCUGUUUUUUUUUUUUUUCUCGUCCUUCCGAAGGGCCUCUCCGCCCGCCCUGGCUGGAUUUUCUUUUUUGGACUGGACAUUGGUGGGCGUCUGGAAUCCGCCCUUAAGAGGGGGGUAAUGUCAGGAUCCUCUGAGCUGUGGACUUGUUUCUGUUUAUUGGCCUCACCUGUUGAUCCCCUGAUUAGCACCUGUAUUUAAGUUCCUCUGUUUGUUUUUCCCGUUGUCGGGUCAUUCUGUGUUCACCCUCUGCGUCCUCCUGUGUUCUCCCCGUGCUGCCUGAGGUCUUGUAAGUUUAGUUUCAUUAAAAUAUUUUUGUUUAA